AUGGCCGCCGCGCGGCACCGCACCCUGGACUUCCUGCUGGGCGGCCCGGCCCGCGGCGAGGCCGUCCUCGCGGCCCUGCGGCCCGUGUUCCAGGAGCGGGGCAUGGCCGAGUCGCUGCACAUCUGGCCGGACCACGGUUGCUUAGCGACCUACGUCAGCGCCCACGGCAGCUUCGCCAACGUGAGGAUUUAUCCGCACGGGCUGGUGUCGCUGGACCUGCAGAGUUAUGAGGGCGAGGGCGAGGGCGAUGCGCAGGCCCAGGAAGGGGACGACAGCCUUCUGGACCAGGUAGAAGCGAGAAUGAAAGACCUGAACCGGGACGGCCCCGGCAAAGUGAAGCGGCUGCCACCCCUGGUCCGGGGAGGGGCCGUGGACCGGUACUGGCCCACGGCGGACGGCCGCCUGGUGGAGUACGACAUCGACGCGGUGGUGUACGAUGAGGACUCGCCUUAUCAGAACAUCAAAAUCCUGCACUCGAAGCAGUAUGGGAAUAUCCUCAUCCUGAGCGGGGACGUCAACCUGGCCGAGAGCGACUGGGUCUACACCCACGCCAUCAUGGGCAGCGGCAAAGAGGAUUACGCCGGCAAGGACGUGCUGAUCCUGGGAGGCGGAGACGGGGGCAUCUUGUGUGAGAUCGUCAAACUGAAACCAAAGAUGGCCACGAUGGUAGAGAUCGACCAGAUGGUGAUCGACGGGUGUAGGAAAUACAUGCGGAAAACGUGCGGCGACGUCUUGGACAGCCUCACGGGAGACUGCUACCAGGUUCUCGUCGAAGACUGCAUCCCGGUGCUGAAGAGGUACGCCGAAGAAGGCCGAGCGUUUGAUUACGUGAUUAAUGACCUGACCGCCGUCCCAAUCUCCACAUCUCCCGAGCAAGAGUCCACGUGGGAGUUCCUCAGGCUGAUUCUGGACCUCUCGAUGAGAGUACUGAAGCAGGAUGGGAAGUAUUUUACGCAGGGAAACUGUGUCAAUUUGACGGAAGCCCUGUCACUCUACGAACAACAGCUUGGAUGCCUCUACUGCCCUGUGGAGUUCUCCAAGGAAGUGGUCUGUGUCCCGUCAUACUUGGAGCUGUGGGUGUUUUACACUGUUUGGAAGAAAGCUCAACCUUGA
Molecule: messenger RNA, 1113 nt
Organism: Pipistrellus nathusii (Nathusius's pipistrelle)
Lineage: Eukaryota; Metazoa; Chordata; Mammalia; Chiroptera; Vespertilionidae
Source: the annotation of a GenBank genome assembly